AGCCCCGUCGCAAUAACACUCGUCGCCAACAGGAUUUAACCCCGAAGAGGGUCCCGAAGAGCCCACUGUGCCAGGAAUACUGGAGGAGGCCGCAGAGGUCAGUCAAGGAAGCUCAGUCUCCACACCACUCGAGUGUCACGUCAGAAUGCUUUCGAUGCUGCUGCUGCUGCUGGUCGGGGCGAUGACCGCCGUCACCGCCGCCCCCCACCACGCCCCACGCGUCCCUGGACAUGCCCUCCGAGUUCCCCAGCACGUCCCCAGACACGUGCCCCGUCAUGCCCACCGGUACGUUCCCCCACACGCCUCCGAGCGCGCCCCCUGGCACGUCACCCGACACGCCCCUCAGCACGCCCCCCGAGCCUCCCUGGAGGACGUCCGCUUCCUACUGUGGACCAGUAAUAAUGCAGGCGAUGGCGAGUACCAGACGCUGAAGAUAGGAGAUCUCAACAGCCUGGGUCACUUCAACGGCAACAACCCAACCGUGGUGGUGGUGCACGGCUUCUCGAACCACGGCUACGAGGGCUGGCCGGUGGAGGCCAAGACAGAGCUGCUGAAGCUGGGCUCGUACAACGUGAUCUCGGUGGAGUGGGGCAAGCUGGCCGUGGCGCCCUGGUACCCGUCAGCCGUGAAGCACGUGCCGCAGGUCGGCAACCUCACCGCACGCUUGCUAGACUGGCUGCACGAAGCGGCGGGGAUGCAGGCGGCGGGAGUGCAGGUCGCGGGACACUCCCUCGGGGCUCACGUGGCGGGCGCCGUUGGACAAAACCUCAAAAACUUCCGCCUUCCUUUCAUCACAGGCAUGGACCCAGCUGGUCCCUGGUUCUACGACAACCCGGAAUCGUCUCGCCUUGACAAGACAGAUGCAGACUUCGUGCAGGUCAUCCACACCAACGGCGGCAGCAUGCUGGCGGGCUGCGUGGGGCUCAAGGACAAGAUUGGUCACGUGGACUUCUUCCCCAACGGCGGUAAGCACCAGCCGGGCUGCACCAUCGGAGGCAGCUGGAUGGAUCUGCUGACAGGCGGGUGCAGUCACGGCAAGUCACACAUGUACUGGAUAGAAAGCAUCAACGGCACGCCCGCCUUCGUGUCUCGCCCCUGCAAUGACUGGGCCACCUACACGAAGGGCGUCUGCAAUUCUUGUGGCCAGGGGUGCCUCAACAUGGGCUUCCAUGUGGACCGCAGCCUGGAGGGCACCUACUUCCUCAACACCAACAGGCACCAGCCAUUCGCCAUAGGUGCCGUUCCCUCCCCACACUAUGAACCUCACUAUGGAGCUUAAAGGUGAAGUUAUGAGUGACUGACGCGCUGCUGCACUUGGCGGAGAAAGUGGAGAACACGGACACGGUGAGGCGCGGCGGCGGUAUUGAGAGGAGGGCGUGCUGAGCUCUUCCACUGGUUAACGGGAAGAGUGAAAGUACAAAUAGUGAAGCCUUCCCCAAACCGUCCCACUCCAGCACCAAGUAACUGACCAACCCACCCACGAGACGACGACGAAACCAAUGUGGCGGCAAGUUUUAUUGUUAGUAUAAAUGUGACAUGGUUUAAUUUCUGACGGGGGCAACUCGAGGCCAAUACAAAAACUCGAAAGGAAGAUAAAUAAAUAAUAAAAAUAGAUAAAUAAAUAAUAAAAAAAAAAA
Molecule: messenger RNA, 1637 nt
Organism: Scylla paramamosain (green mud crab)
Lineage: Eukaryota; Metazoa; Arthropoda; Malacostraca; Decapoda; Portunidae
Product: pancreatic lipase-related protein 2-like
Exons: 9
Coding region: 146-1279 (377 amino acids)
Biological process (GO): lipid catabolic process
Molecular function (GO): lipase activity
Source: RefSeq, a predicted model, not a curated record